AUGUCACGAAAUGAACGCGGCGUCUACUUCUUUCCCGAUGGCAAGAAGCAAUUUGUGCCGCUCGAAAACAGCCCGGUAGUCUUCACGGAGCUGGUCCACAAACUCGGAGUCUCAUCAAAGCUCGAAUUCUACGACAUCUACAGCAUCGAUGAGCCAGAUCUGCUCGCCCUCGUCCCAAGACCAGUCCACGCCAUCAUCUUCAUAGCACCCGCUGACGUCUACCGCCGCCUUCGUGCUCAGGACACAGCAGCCGGACUCGGCACCAAGAAGCUCACUUACGAUGGCGCAGGCGACCAGGAGCCAGCGAUCUGGUUCAAGCAGACGAUCGGCCACGCAUGCGGUCUCAUCGCGCUCCUUCACAGCGUUUGUAACGGCUCCGCGAAGCAGUUUAUCGCGCAAGAUUCCAUCCUCGAUGAGAUCCUGAAGGAGGCGACACCACUCAAACCACUACCUCGUGCCGAUGUGCUCUACAAUUCUGACGCUCUUGAGGAGGCACAUAUGUCUGUUGCGUUCAAGGGUGACUCGAAGGCUCCUCUCGCAGCUGAGCCAAAUGGCUAUCACUUCAUCAGCUUUGUCAAAGGUAAGGAUGGGCAUCUCUAUGAGCUAGAGGGUGGUUGGAAUGGUCCGAUUGACCGCGCUGUGCUGAAUGAGGCCGACGACGUGCUCAGUGAAAAGGCACUGGAUGCUGGGAUCCGGAAGUACGUGAAAGCUGCCGAGGGCAAUAUGGAAUUCAGCAUGAUUGCCCUCGCCACCAAUCCCGAGAGUGCGGUGUGA
Molecule: messenger RNA, 774 nt
Organism: Recurvomyces mirabilis
Lineage: Eukaryota; Fungi; Ascomycota; Dothideomycetes; Mycosphaerellales; Teratosphaeriaceae
Exons: 1
Coding region: 1-774 (257 amino acids)
Biological process (GO): protein deubiquitination; ubiquitin-dependent protein catabolic process
Cellular component (GO): cytoplasm
Molecular function (GO): cysteine-type deubiquitinase activity
Source: RefSeq, a predicted model, not a curated record